CAGCACAAAGUUAGGAAUUCAAAAAGACGAAGGUCGUUACUGAAAGACUAAUUCAAGAUGACGAAAACCAUCCUGCAACUUUCUGGUCUAAGGAUGUGGACAAUGGUAGGUGUGAUCUGUCUCUCUCAGUCCAUUAUGGGACAGCUGCUGGAGGCCAGGUCCAAAGGAGCCCUGCCUCAAUUGAUUUGCAGCAUUCCCGGGAUGCCAGGGGCACUAGGAAAGUCUGGCCCCCCUGGGCCUCCUGGGGAGGAUGGCCAUGUCGGAAUCCCUGGAAGAGAUGGGAGGGAUGGACGGAGGGGAGAAAAGGGAGAAAAAGGAGAUCCAGGGCUCAAAGGUCGAUGCGGGCCAAUGGGAAAACUUGGAGAUCGUGGGGAGAGAGGUUUUGUUGGGAAACGUGGACCUGAAGGUGAUCCUGGAGAUCUAGGGCCUCCUGGUCCUGCAGGACGUCUUGGACAAAAGGGUGACAAGGGCCAACGUGGCCAUCCGGGAGAACCAGGAACUUGCAAAUGUGGAAGUUUGGUUCCCAAAUCCGCUUUCUCAGUAGGCAUCACCAGUAGCUACCCCACCGAACAAGCACCUAUCAAGUUCAACAAAGUCCUGUUUAAUGAAGGUGGCCACUACAACCCCGAGACAGGAAAAUUCAUCUGUGCAUACCCAGGAAUAUACUACUUUUCUUAUGACAUAACUCUGGCCGACAAGCACUUGGCCAUUGGUCUUGUCCAGAACGGAGAGUACCGGAUAAAGACUUUUGAUGCCAACACCGGAAACCAUGACGUAGCGUCUGGCUCAACUGUGAUGUUUCUCAACCCAGAGGAUGAGGUAUGGCUGGAGAUCUUCUACAAGGACCAGAACGGCCUGUUUGCUGACCCCGGCUGGGCUGACAGUCUGUUCUCUGGGUUUUUACUGUAUGCUGAUACAAACUAUAUGGAUACAUUGGCGGAAGACUACAAAUAGCAGCUACUGUAACAUCAAUAAAUGGUACUAGUCCAUUCCCGUCUGUAACCCUGUAUUGGGUUAUGCUGUUUUUUCAGCACCUCAUGCCAUGAACGUUGCAUUUGACACUGUUUCAGUUUUAAAAAAGCAAUUGUUAAGUAAAAAUAAAUAAAAUAAAAUUGUACACAACUUGUGUGACACAACAAGAACCCUCAGUUCUGUUCUGUCAGCUGUUUUUGCAUGGAAGAACGUCUGGCUUGCUGAAAGUCACCAUGUACAUUGUUGAUACAAAAUACUAAUGGUUUCAACUGGGGGUUUUAACUAAUGGUUUUAACUAACCAUUUUAAAGUUGAUUUUUUUUUCUUUUCCCACAUUUAGUGGGAAUUAACUUUUCCCAUAUUUUGUAAAUACUGUAUAUGGCCCACAACAUAUUCAAAUCCAUAUAAAUUUACUUAAAAUAUUUGUAUAUAUAUUUUAAGUGUUCAUUUUGUGUCCAAGUUCUUUUUAUUGAUUGUCUUUAUUUUCUUACUGAAUAUACAAAAUAAAGUUGUUGUGAAAUAUUAAUUCCCUUCGCUUUUGCGAAGUGUUCAUGUGAAAUAUUACAUUUUUAUAUUAUACAUACAUGUUCAAAGAGUUUAUAUUGUUUAUUUGCUGACCAAUAAACCAUUGCUGACUGUAAUGACAUUUUUUUUGGCAUGUUCAGCUAAUGCUACAUUAUUUAUUUGGUAUCAAUUCAUGUGUCAAAUGAAUCCAAAUAUUUGAA
Molecule: messenger RNA, 1696 nt
Organism: Pimephales promelas (fathead minnow)
Lineage: Eukaryota; Metazoa; Chordata; Actinopteri; Cypriniformes; Leuciscidae
Gene: c1qtnf7
Product: C1q and TNF related 7
Molecular function (GO): protein binding
Source: RefSeq, a predicted model, not a curated record